This is a messenger RNA of Cylindrotheca closterium, 1032 nucleotides long. The record is from the annotation of a GenBank genome assembly. Lineage: Eukaryota; Bacillariophyta; Bacillariophyceae; Bacillariales; Bacillariaceae.
AUGGCCUCUGAAGUGAAAAAGGCGAUGGACAAAUCUCAAAUAUCCUUUGACGAUGAUGCCAUAUCAACGAAGCCCUCCUCGCCCUUGAAAUCUGAUGCAAAUCCCGCUACUCUCAACCCUGUAAAGAUCCAACCAAACGACAUUGUCUUUGGCCGUGGCAAGGGAUACCACGGUCACCACGGCAAUGAGAAAAUGCGCCAAAUCGUGGAUAAAUACAAAAUGCAGUAUCAUGCCAUUGAUCGAUCGCAAAAGCGGGAGCUGGUGGAAGUCGUAUACCAUGAAAUUAUUCAAGAUGGUGCCCGUUUCUUGGUGAAGGGGUCCUCCAGUGAUGGAUAUGUCGAAGCAGGUCGCAUAAUGGCGCUUCAGAAAGUCAGCAAUGCAUUGCGAUGCAAAAAGAGCUUCAAACGGGAAACAACGGCUGCUUCAUCUCCAGACAAAAAUCCAAGUCUACCAGAAGAGUCGAAUGCAAUUGCAAGUGCUCUUGCAUCCCGACCUUUGCAUGAGGGGUUGUCGUGGCCAAAUCGGGGAGCUGGUGGAUUGGCAUCGUUGGAAUCAUCCUCAUUUAUGCAACCGAACAAUCUUUCCAAUCUUUUUGCAUCUUCAUUACUACCCUGGAGUUUGCGUACUCCAUCAUUAAGGGGUGACAUCCUAUCGGCCGUGGGAAUCGAUGCGGGAACGCUUUCAUUAUCGGGGGCCCUCCGAUCCGAUUUCUCUGCCAAUCAAGAACAGGCGCGGCGAAAUCUGGCACUGGAUAUUCCUAAUCCAUCAUCAUUAUUAUAUGCAAGAACGCCAGCAAGCCUACAGCCGAGUUUGGACCAAGUCGCUUUGUUAAGACAGGAACUGUUAUUGCAACAGCUGGGGGUAGCAAGCCUUGGGAGGUCGACGAUGGCAGGGGGGUCCAUAACGAACGACUUGUCGAAUCAUCGUCUGAUUAUGGAAGAGCUGGCGUCGCCUCGGGCAGUGCAAAGAAAUAUGGGUGGGAACAAAGAUACGGAAAGCAAGAAUUCGCAACGUAAGAAUCCUGGACUAUAG